GCAAAGGUCGACUUGAGCUCGUUGGUUGGAUUAGAAAGUGCACGCCAGCAUGUCGGAUCUAUAUCCAUCACUCACACAAUGCGCGGUUGUCGCCACUGCUUUCAAGAUUCUGUUGUGGCCAGCAUANNCAAGUCGACCGAUUUUGAGGUACAUCGCAAUUGGCUGGCUAUUACAAAUUCUCUCCCAGUCAAGGAUUGGUACUAUGAGGUAUGUUCGCCGAAAGGUAAUCGGAGGAAAGUGCUGAUUCGCGUGUCANNGAAAACAUCAGAAUGGACUCUCGAUUAUCCCCCUUUCUUUGCAGCAUUCGAAUGGUGCAUGUCACAAGCUGCCAGACUCUUCGAUGCCGAUAUGCUUCACGUGAAGAAUCUUGGAUACUCUAGCUGGCAGACAGUCUACUUCCAGAGAGCCACCGUGAUCUUGACUGAAUUGGUACUCCUCUAUGCACUCCAGCUAUAUGUUCGUGGUGCACCUAUUACUGCUAAGAAGACAUCGCACGCGGCUGCACUCUCAAUCCUCCUAUCUCCAGGUCUGCUCAUAAUCGAUCACAUCCACUUCCAGUACAAUGGCUUCAUGUACGGCAUCCUCGUCCUCUCCAUCGUGCUGGCACGUAGGCAAUCGGGACUUCUGGCCAGUGGCAUCACAUUCGCAAUCUUGCUUUGCUUCAAGCACAUCUACCUCUACUUGGCUCCAGCAUACUUUGUCUUCUUGCUACGCGUGUAUUGCCUGGACCCUCGAUCGUGGUUCAAAAUCCGUUUCGCCAAAUGUGUCAAGCUUGGACUCGGAAUUGGGCUCGUGUUUGGUCUUGCGUUUGGACCGUUCGUGUACUGGAACCAGAUAGAUCAACUCCUGAGCCGCCUGUUUCCCUUCUCCCGAGGAUUGUGUCAUGCUUACUGGGCUCCAAACGUCUGGGCACUGUACUCUUUUGCGGACAGAAUUUUGAUUUANCUCUCUCCACGACCGAGAGUGUUCUUGCUCGAUCGCUUCUCCUUCGUAUACAUUGCGGUGGCAAUCCCACUUAUCGCGUACUGCUCGCUGAUCCACCAGCUAGUAUUUGGCGCAAAGUAUGAGUUCUUGCCGCUCAUGUUCACCAGUUCAUACUGUGCGAUGGGGGUGGUGUCAAGUUGGAUAAGUUUUUUGAUUGUGUAUUUUACCUCGUAA
This is a messenger RNA of Aureobasidium uvarum, 1158 nucleotides long. Lineage: Eukaryota; Fungi; Ascomycota; Dothideomycetes; Dothideales; Saccotheciaceae. The record is from the annotation of a GenBank genome assembly.